Messenger RNA from Drosophila subobscura, 863 nucleotides. RefSeq names its product acyl-CoA-binding domain-containing protein 6 (gene anox). The transcript has a single exon. Bases 30 to 788 code for a protein of 252 amino acids. Gene Ontology annotation, molecular function: fatty-acyl-CoA binding; protein binding. Lineage: Eukaryota; Metazoa; Arthropoda; Insecta; Diptera; Drosophilidae. The record is from RefSeq and is a predicted model, not a curated record.
AGCAACACAAAAUCAAUUCAAUAAUCAUCAUGGAUCUAGAUUCGGAUCUGUUCGACGAAGAGGAGCAGCAGCAGGGCAGCUUCGAGCUGGCCACCAACUAUGUGAGCGGGCAGGCGGAUAAGCUGAAGAAAUCCGAUCUGCUGGACUUCUACGCGUACUACAAACAAGCCGCCGAGGGGCGCUGCAAUCAGCCAUGCCCCUCCAUCCUCCAAAUGCAGGCGCGCAGCAAGUGGAACGCCUGGAAGGCACUGGGCGACAUGUCCCGGGCCGACGCCCAGAGUGCGUACAUCGAGAAGCUGCAGGCAAUCAAUCCCAAGUGGAGGGAGGAGUGCGGCAAGUCGAAGGGCAACAGCUGGGCCGUUCACUCCAUCGAACUGAUGCCAGAGGAGGAGCUGAUGCCCGAGCACAAGAAGACCCUCUUCGAUCUAGUCAAGGAGCAGAAUCUGUCCGCCCUGCGCCACAAGAUGAAGGCGAGCGAUGCCAAUGCCAAGGAUGACAACGGCAUGGCCCUCAUUCACUGGGCCACCGAUCGCAAUGCCGUGGACAUCAUUGACUUUCUGGUGUCGUCGAUGGGCGCCAGCGUGAACGAGCUGGACUCGGAGCUGCAGACACCGCUGCACUAUGCCGCCAGCUGUGGCCACGUCGAGGGUGUGCGCACGCUACUGAGGCUCAAGGCCAGUCUGGAGCUACACGACACCGAUGGCAAUUCCUGUUUCGAUGUGGCCGACUCUAAGGAGAUUUUCAACAUGCUCAAAGCCGAAGAGCAGCAACGCCAGGCGGCCAACUGAGUUCCAGCAUCCACCACUCAACAAUAAACAGAAAUACAAAUACAAUAAAUAAAUGUGAAGAAUAAUCGCCAACUA